Molecule: messenger RNA, 1005 nt
Organism: Cydia splendana
Lineage: Eukaryota; Metazoa; Arthropoda; Insecta; Lepidoptera; Tortricidae
Product: ribokinase-like
Exons: 6
Coding region: 1-954 (317 amino acids)
Biological process (GO): D-ribose metabolic process
Molecular function (GO): ribokinase activity
Source: RefSeq, a predicted model, not a curated record
AUGCAUGUUACCCAUUCAAAAUCUUCGCCGCCGUCCAUAGUUGUUAUUGGAUCAUGCAGUGUUGAUUUUACAACAUAUGCCCCAAGAUUACCUAUGCCCGGCGAAACUCUUCAUGGAUCUAAAUUUUCAACUAGUUUCGGAGGCAAGGGUGCUAAUCAAUGUGUAGCAGCCGCAAAACUCGGAGGGAACACAUACAUGAUUGGUAGGACAGGUGAUGACCAGUGGGGACUGAAGUAUAAGGAGCAUUUAAAAGCAGAAGGAGUAAAUGUGUCUCAUUUCUUUACUACUCCAAAUGUGACAACUGGGAUUGCACAAAUAUCUGUUGCUGAAAGUGGUGAAAACCAAAUAGUUAUUGUUGCCGGUGCUAAUAACCUUUUGAGUAAAUCUGAUGUGCAAUUAUCUGCGGAACUAAUAACACAUGCAGAUGUUUUAAUUGGCCAACUAGAGACUCCAUUGGAAACUACUUUGGAAGCAUUUAAGUUAAAUAAAGGAGUGAAACUUCUGAAUGCAGCUCCUGCAAGAUCUGACAUUCAGCAAAUUCUACAAUACUGUACUAUACUUUGUGUAAACGAGUCUGAGGCUGCUUUAAUUACCAAUAUUGAAGUUACUACAUUGAAUACAAAACAGGUGCUGGCAAAAUUACUGGACUCAGGAUGUGAGACAGUAGUUAUUACAUUAGGUGAGAAAGGAGCUGUGUAUGCUACCAAGGCUGAUCCCCAACCAAUUCAUGUCUUCUGCAGAUCAGUUAAACCAGUGGACACCACAGGUGCUGGAGAUGCAUUUGUUGGAGCUUUAGCAAUUUUCCUAGUGAAACAUAAGGAUCUGCCCCUCCAUCAGAUCAUUGGAGCAGCGUGUGAAGUGGCUACCUUUUCAGUCACAAAGGAAGGAACUCAGACGAGCUACCCAUCCAAUAUUGAUGCUUUCACCAACAAAUAUGAUUUUAUAAAGUUGUGAUAUUUACUUAUAGAAUAAGAAUGAAAUAAAACUAUUUGUUACAAACUUUAA